AUGAAAAAAAAAAGUAUAAAAAAAUUACGUUAUCUUGAUUCUAAAGGGAAACUAUAUUCCAAUGGAAUAAAAACUGAACCGAAAUCAAAAUAUGACCAAAUAGACUUUAGGAAUAAUUACAGUUUAAUUGAAAAUUAUAGUGAAUUGAAAAAUUUAUUAAAGCAAGCAGAAGAACAAUAUGAUUUUUUAAAAAAAGAACUAAAUUUAUUACAACAAAAGAAAGAUUUAUUACAGUGGCAUAUUUGUAAUAACAUUAAAAAGUUAAGUAUGAAAAGAAGUGAAAAACAAUUUAAAGAAGAGACAAGGAUCAAAUUGGAAACAAAAUUAAAAUCAUUAAAAGACAAAACAAGAAUUUAUAAAUUUGAACAUGAUACAUUAGAAGAAGAAGUCAGUAAAAUGGAAGAGGAAUUAGAGAAAAAAAUGUACGUCAAGAAUGACGUAGAAAACAAAUUUAAUGAAUGGUUAAAUAAAAAAGAUGAUUAUUUGAAAGAUCUUACCCAAGAAAGGAUACAGGCUCUUAACGAAAGAAAAAGAAGACAAAAUCAACUAAAAAAAUUAUUAUUGGUUAUGAAACAAGAAAAUAAUAAAAAUUACAACAUUAAUUAUCUUAAAAAAUAUGAAAGCAAUUUAAUGAAUGAAAUAAGUAGCUAUAAAAAUUAUAAUGAUUUUGAAACAAAAAUGGUUAUGGAUUUAAUUAAAAUGAAUUCAUAA
Messenger RNA from Plasmodium relictum, 711 nucleotides. Its product is annotated as conserved Plasmodium protein, unknown function. The record is from RefSeq and is a predicted model, not a curated record. NCBI's taxonomy places the organism in Eukaryota, Apicomplexa, Aconoidasida, Haemosporida, Plasmodiidae. Bases 1 to 711 code for a protein of 236 amino acids. The transcript has a single exon.